This is a messenger RNA of Phalaenopsis equestris, 3076 nucleotides long. RefSeq names its product DNA replication licensing factor MCM2. The record is from RefSeq and is a predicted model, not a curated record. Gene Ontology annotation, molecular function: single-stranded DNA helicase activity; ATP binding; single-stranded DNA binding. Lineage: Eukaryota; Viridiplantae; Streptophyta; Magnoliopsida; Asparagales; Orchidaceae. The transcript has 19 exons. Bases 113 to 2947 code for a protein of 944 amino acids. Gene Ontology annotation, biological process: double-strand break repair via break-induced replication; mitotic DNA replication initiation; DNA replication. Gene Ontology annotation, cellular component: MCM complex; nucleus.
CCCUACUAGGGCUCCAUCUUGCCACCACCCGCGCCGACGAUCCCAACUGCAGGUACAGAGGAUUGCGCUGCACAGGCGAUAACAAGUGCUGAAGAAGAUCCAUUCGUGCUCUAUGGCGGAUCCCGAAAACCCUGCUUCGAACACUGGGUCGUUUUCAUCAGCGGGAUUUAGCACCGAUCGGCUACCUCCGGACUCGUCCGGAUCCUCUGACGAUGAUGAAGCCGCCGUCGACCUCCAUGCUCUUAGGGAUGAUGAUGCUGACGGCGAUGGUGAAAAUGGGGAGGAGGAGGAGGAGGGCGAAGAUCUCUUUAACGAAAACUACUUGAUGGACUAUCGUCAGAUGCAGAGCCAGGACCAGUAUGAAUCGAUUGGCCUGGAUGAUUCAAUGGAGGACGAGAGAGAUCUUGACCAGAUAAUGGCUGAUCGUAGAGCUGCGGAGAUGGAGCUCGAUGUAAGGGAGGGGCGCACUGCUGAUGGUAAUCGGAAAUUGCCCCGAAUGCUUCACGAACAGGACACGGAUGAUGAGGACUAUUUCAGGCGUCAAAAAAGAUAUAGAGCUGAUUUCAGACCGCCAGGUGGACCAAGAAGUGAAGAAGAUGUUGUUGGUACCCCAAGUUCACCUGGAAGAUCUGGUCCGCCCAGGACGCCUAGGGAUGAUUUGCCCACCACUGAUCAGACAGAGGAAGACACUUAUGAGGAUGAAUACGACGAUGAUGCCGAGCUAAAUAUGUAUCGCGUUCAAGGAACUUUAAGGGAAUGGGUCACCAGAGAUGAGGUUCGAAGAUUUAUUGCUAAGAAAUUUAAGGAGUUCUUAUUGACAUACGUGAAUCCAAAAAAUGAACAUGGUGACUAUGAAUAUGUUCGGUUGAUCAAUGAAAUGGUGUUAGCUAACAAAUGCAGUUUGGAGAUUGAUUAUAAACAAUUCAUUUACAUUCAUCCGAAUAUAGCUAUUUGGCUAGCUGAUGCUCCUCAAUCAGUGCUGGAAGUCAUGGAAGAAGUUGCUAACAAAGUUGUUUUUGAUUUUCACAAGAACUACAAGAAUAUUCAUCAAAAGAUUUAUGUACGUAUUACUAAUCUACCCGUAUAUGAUCAGAUUCGUAAUAUCAGACAAAUCCAUCUGAACACCAUGAUUCGGAUUGGUGGAGUUGUGACCAGGCGAUCUGGGGUUUUCCCACAGCUACAGCAAGUAAAGUAUGACUGUAACAAAUGCGGUGUAAUUCUUGGUCCCUUCUUCCAGAACUCUUACUCUGAGGUGAAAGUAGGAUUUUGUCCGGAGUGCCAAUCGAAAGGUCCUUUCUUGAUCAAUGUUGAACAGACAAUUUACAGGAACUAUCAAAAGCUUACCCUUCAGGAAAGCCCUGGAAUCGUGCCUGCUGGUAGAUUACCGCGAUAUAAAGAAGUUAUACUUCUGAACGAUCUUAUUGAUUGUGCCCGUCCAGGAGAAGAAAUUGAAGUUACAGGCAUAUAUACCAAUAAUUUUGACUUAUCGCUCAAUACCAAAAACGGUUUUCCGGUUUUUUCAACUGUUGUGGAGGCAAAUUAUGUCACGAAAAAACAAGAUCUUUUUUCAGUUUACAAGCUUACUGAUGAGGACAAAUCAGAGAUCGAAAAGUUGUCAAAAGAUCCAAGGAUUGGCGAAAGGAUUGUAAAGUCCAUUGCACCUUCAAUUUAUGGACAUGAAGACAUUAAGACAGCGAUUGCUCUCGCCAUGUUUGGGGGGCAAGAGAAAAAUGUGAAGGGAAAACAUAGAUUGAGAGGAGAUAUCAAUGUUUUACUUCUCGGAGAUCCUGGUACUGCUAAAUCCCAAUUUCUCAAGUAUGUUGAGAAGACUGGUCAUAGAGCUGUUUAUACAACAGGUAAAGGAGCCUCUGCGGUUGGCCUUACAGCAGCCGUUCACAAGGAUCCUGUUACAAGAGAAUGGACACUAGAAGGAGGUGCUCUAGUCUUAGCUGACAGAGGGAUAUGUCUCAUUGAUGAGUUUGACAAAAUGAAUGAUCAGGACAGAGUUAGUAUUCAUGAAGCCAUGGAGCAGCAAAGUAUCAGCAUAUCUAAAGCAGGCAUUGUGACUUCUCUUCAAGCCCGGUGUAGCGUCAUAUCUGCGGCGAAUCCAAUUGGUGGAAGAUAUGAUUCGUCCAAGACAUUUUCGCAAAAUGUGGAGUUAACCGAUCCAAUAAUUUCUCGGUUUGAUAUCCUGUGUGUUGUGAAGGACAUUGCUGAUCCAGUAGUUGACGAAAUGCUUGCAAAGUUUGUUGUUGAUAGCCAUGCCAGGUCACAACCAAAGGGUGGAAACAUAGAAGACAAAGCUGCAAGCAACUCCCAGGAUGAUUCACAGAGUUCAGAAAGAACAGCAGAUCCUGAUGUACUUACACAAGAUAUGCUCAAGAAGUACAUAACGUAUGCAAAAUUAAAUGUUUUUCCAAAGUUACACGAUGCAGAUUUGAACAAGCUUACUCAUGUAUAUGCAGAGUUGCGGAGAGAGUCGUCUCACGGACAAGGAGUCCCGAUUGCUGUGAGGCAUAUUGAGUCGAUGAUAAGAAUGUCCGAAGCUCACGCCAGAAUGCAUUUAAGGAGUUAUGUGACGCAGGAAGAUGUGGACAUGGCUAUUCGGGUUUUGCUAGAUUCUUUCAUCUCCACGCAAAAAUUUGGCGUUCAGAAAGCCCUACAGAAGAGAUUUAAAAAGUACAUGACAUUUAAGAGGGAUUACAAUGAGCUUCUUCUGCAUCUAUUGCGUGUGCUAAUGAAGGAUGCAAUGCAUUUUGAGGAACUCUUGGCUGGGCCAGCUGCUCACCUCACUCAUAUGGAGGUGAAGGUGGAAGAACUUAAAAACAAGGCACAAGAGUAUGAAAUUUAUGAUCUGAAACCAUUCUUUUCGAGCGCAAAUUUUGUAAACAGCAACUUUGUUCUGGAUGAAGGCCGGGGUGUGAUCAGACACCCACUUGCUAGCUAAUGUCCGGUAACUUGGCUUCGAACAAUUUCUCGGUCCUGCUAAUUUUCUCUUACUAUAACUCGGCCUAUAUUGUGAAAUAUAUUUGAUGUUUUACUGAAUGAUAUUGAUAUAUUUAGUUUUGUUUUGACA